GUAUCACUGGAAAGUGGCCCCAUGUCCGACAAGUUACAAGAAAUGCCAGGCGUCAAGAGGCAUCACGAUGGAAUUGAAAAGGAAGCCGGGUCCAGGACCUCGCCGUUCAUGCCCAUGUUUGAAUUCUUCCGCAAUGAGCUUGAUGAGCAUCAUGACAGAAGAGAGCGCAUCAUAAAGGCUUCACGUGACAUCACAGCUGCGAGCAAGAAAAUCAUCUUCUCCUUGCAAAGAGUCCGGUCUCUGAAGGGCACGAUUCCCCCAAAGAUAGCGGCGGAAACCCAGGAGCGUGCGGCUGCAAUGCAACAGCAGUUUCUCUCCAUUGCUCCUGAUCUUGCUGGCAUCAAUGCGUGGAGAUAUCAGCGUCAGAUCUCGGGCGGCAUUCAGGAAUAUAUGGAAGCCAUAUCCUUCGAGCAUUACCUCCGCCACCAAAAACUAAUCAGCAUUGAGGAAGCAGCUGCGUCGUUACCGGCCAAUGUUGACUUGACUGCGGAUGACUACGUGCUUGGUAUCUUUGACCUGGUGGGGGAAUUAAUGCGUUUCGCAAUCACGACGAUGGCCACGACUGGAUCUCUUCCUGGGUCAAAGAAUGAUGAAGACCCUGCUCAAGACCGUGAUAUCUUGGUGGAUUUAAGGUCGCUCAGGACAAGUUUUGAGGCACUAGACACAGCAUCAUGUGGCGGUACGGGCUUGGGCAAGGACGUGGAGAAGAAGAUGGAGGUGAUGAAGACCUGUGUUGAGAAGGUUGAGACAGCCGUGUAUGGAAUGAUAAUCCGGGGAAGAGAGCGGCCCAAAGGCUGGGUUCCGGAUCUUGCUGAUGACCGGGCACCUGUAGAGAGUUUUUGAUAUGCAGGGGUAAAGCGCUGCCAAGAGAGCCAGCGUGGGGGUCUAAUAAGGAGAUCAAUUUUCUUUUGGGGUUGAGAAUAAUGAUGUUGCUCUGGAUUCUCUGCUUGCUGUAUACCUAGUUGAUAGGUUGUAAGAAAAGACAAAAGACGAACCACCGUACGGCUGUUGAUAAUACAACAA
Molecule: messenger RNA, 1023 nt
Organism: Amorphotheca resinae ATCC 22711
Lineage: Eukaryota; Fungi; Ascomycota; Leotiomycetes; Helotiales; Amorphothecaceae
Exons: 3
Coding region: 22-843 (273 amino acids)
Cellular component (GO): nucleus; cytoplasm
Molecular function (GO): RNA binding; RNA endonuclease activity; sequence-specific DNA binding
Source: RefSeq, a predicted model, not a curated record